AUGUCUUCAAAUUAUAUUUGUUUCUCUGUAAUUCCCUCUCUUUCUUACUGCUAUUUCUUCUCUGCCAAAAUCCCAAAAGGUAUUCCAAGGCUAAUUUCACUUCUCCCCAUUUUUUACCUCUUCACAAUCCUCCCACUUUACUUUUCUUCUGCAUUUCUCACAGUAAUCACCACUUUCUCCAUUACAUGGCUUGCCAUCUUCAAGCUCGUACUCUUCGCUUUCGAUCAAGGUCCGUUAAUUAACAAUGCAUCCAAUCCGAAAAUCAUAUCACUCCCCGUUUUCAUUUCCAUAGCCGCUCUACCUCUCAGAACUACCUUUACCCCGAACCAAAACAGAAAAAACCCGAUGAAUUCAGCUGUACAACUUGUCAUAUUCGCUGUAAUCAUGGAGAUUAUUCUUCAUCACAAAAAUGAAAUUCAUCCAAAAUUAGUGUUGAUUUUCUACAGUGUGAUGAUUUUCCUUAUGAUUGAUAUACUAAUUGCGUUGUCUUCUCUUGUCGUUAAGAAUUUUCUGUGUUUAGACAUAGAAAUUGAAUCACCAUCGAAUGAACCUUAUUUCUCAACUUCGCUACAGGAUUUUUGGGGACGAAGAUGGAACCUCACCGUAACACAUACGCUGCGUUUCACUGUAUAUAAUCCGGUGAGGUUAGUGUUGUUGAAUGUGAUUGGUAGAAAGUGGGCCCAACAUAGUGCCUCGCUGGCAACUUUUUUAGUUUCGGGAUUAAUGCAUGAGCUGAUAUUUUACUACGUUAAUAAUGGUGUGAGACCUUCCGGAGAAAUAACGGGCUUUUUUGUGUUGCACGGGCUUUGUUUAAUGGUGGAGAUUGAAGUAAAGAAGGCUUUGAAAGAUACGUUGCAGUUGCCUGGGCUUGUUUCGGGCCUGUUAACUGUUGGGUUUGUGGUGGUUACUGCAUUUGGGCUUUUUUUUCCACCAAUAAUUAGGAGUGGUGUAGAUGAAAGUAUACUUGAAGAAGUUGGGUUUUGCUUUGAUUUCCUUAAAGAUAAAAUGCUUCAAUUUGUAAUUUUUGAUAAAAUUUGUAAUUUUGGCUACUAAUAGAAAAGUUGAUUUGUGCAAUUUGGAUAAUUGUACUUUUCACUUUUGGAAUUAUAUAA
Solanum verrucosum is the source of this 1112-nucleotide messenger RNA. RefSeq names its product probable long-chain-alcohol O-fatty-acyltransferase 5. NCBI's taxonomy places the organism in Eukaryota, Viridiplantae, Streptophyta, Magnoliopsida, Solanales, Solanaceae. The record is from RefSeq and is a predicted model, not a curated record. Gene Ontology annotation, biological process: lipid metabolic process. Bases 1 to 1053 code for a protein of 350 amino acids. The transcript has a single exon.